GGCGGGCGCUGGUGCGCGGGCGCCGGGCGGAGGAUGCGCCGGGCGCGGCGGGGCGGCUCCCCGCGGUCACCCCCGCGCCCCGGGCGCCCGGCCUUAGUGCUGGCGGAGGAGGCGGCGGGCGCGGGGGCGAGCGGGCGGCGGCGGGGCCCGCGCGGUCAUGCCGUGGCUGAGUGGCGGCCGCCGGCGGCGGCGGGGCCGGCCGCGCGAGUCCUCGCGGGAAGCGCCGUCGCCGGCGCAGUCCCCGCGGGAGCCGCCGCCGCCCGCGUUCCCCGCCGCGCCCCCCGCGCCCCCGCCGCCGCGGGUCCGGGAGAGCUCCGAGCUGCCGCUGCCGGCCGGCUGGGAGGAGGCGCGCGACUACGACGGCCGCGUCUUCUACAUCGACCACAACACGCGCCAGACGUCGUGGAUCGACCCGCGCGAUCGGAUAACAAAGCCAUUGACCUUUGCCGAUUGUGUUGGGGAUGAACUUCCUUUAGGAUGGGAAACUGUAUAUGAUAAACAAAUUGGAAUUUAUUACAUGGACCACAUAAAUAAGCUUACGCAGAUUGAGGAUCCAAGAGAGCAGUGGAGGCGAGAGCAGGAACGGAUGCUGAAGGAGUAUUUAAUUGUAGCCCAGGAGGCUCUCAAUGCCAAGAAAGAAAUAUACCAGAUUAAGCAGCAGCGGUUCGAGCUGGCCCAGGAGGAGUUCCAGCAGCUGCAUAAGCUGUGGGAGGAUGAUGGCCGCUCCUAUGCCAGCUCCUUCUCUGGAUAUUCAGCAAACACAAAGUACGAUCCACACCAAAUUAAAGCAGAAAUAGCAGGUCGUCGGGAUAGGCUUUCCAGAUUAAAAAGAGAGCUGACCCAGAUGAAGCAAGAACUGCAAUACAAAGAGAAGGGGGUGGAGACCUUGCAAGAGAUUGAUCGUAAGAUGUCCAGUGCGCACACCAGCUAUAAACUGGAUGAGGCACAGGCUAUAAUGAACGAGCUCCGGACCAUCAAGAAGGCCAUUUGCACGGGCGAGAAGGAGAGGCAGGGCCUGCUGCAGAGCCUGGCUAAGCUUACUGACGGCUUCAAGAAUAGCUGCUCCAUUACUGAUGGCCUCCAAGAUUGUCCUCCCACCCUGGCUGUGCCUGGCGAUUCCUGCUCCCCUCAGCAGCUCUGUGAUGCUGGCUCACAGACCGACGUCGUCGGAGAGUUUGUCUUUGAUGAUAAAACAAGACUUGUGGACCGAGUCAGACUUAACUGGCAGUAUGAGGAAGCCAGAAAGAGAGUCUCAGGUAUCCAACAGCAGCUGGCCCAGCUGGACACUGAGUCCUGGCCGGGAAUGGCCGAGGCCGACAGGGACCGGCUGCAGCUCAUCAAGGAGAAGGAAGCCCUGCUCCAAGAGCUGCAGCUCAUCAUCCAGCAGAGGAGGUCGGCGGAAGAUGUGGCGCGGCUGGAGGAGGAGAAGCGGCGCCUGGAGGAGGAGAUCCAGCGAGCCCGGGCCACGUCCGCGCAGGGCGCCACCGAGAGGAUCCUACUUCAGGAAAAGAGAAAUUGUCUCCUUAUGCAGUUGGAAGAAGCUACCCGCUUAGCCUCCUAUCUCCAGUCCCAGUUACAAAGCCUGUCUGCCAGCACCCUGACCGUGUCCUCGGGGAGCAGCCGGGGCUCCCUGGCCUCCAGCUGGGGCUCGCUCGCCUCCAGCAGGGGCUCCUUGAGCUCCGUCAGCUUCACUGACAUCUAUGGCCUCCCGCAGUAUGAGAAGCCCGAGGCGGAGUGCGGCCAGCUUUUGCGCUUUGAUCUCCUUCCGUUCGACCCCCUAGGACGGGAUGCCGCCUUCUCAGAUGCCCCUGGCCACCCGGGCUUCAGCAAGCCACGGCGGUCCCUGGACACACCCCAGUCCCUGGCUUCCCUGUCCUCCCGCUCCUCCCUGUCCUCUCUGUCGCCCCCGAGCUCACCUUUGGACACCCCCUUCCCGCCGGCCUCGCGGGACUCCCCACUGGCCCAGAUGGCGGAUGGUUUUGAGGUGCCAGGCCUGGGCGCCCUGGACAGACUGCGGGCCCAGGCCUCUGCGUUGGGGGAUGAAGACCUGCAGGGCAUGGCGCCCCUGCCACUGCACACACUCCCGGGCGACGGGGAAGGGCUGCGCGAGCGAGGACCCCAGCUGGCUCCCCCGGGCACGGCGGUGACUCUUCGUGAAGACAGCGCCAAGAGGGUGGAGAGGAGAGCUCGCCGCGUCUCUGCGUGCCUGUCAGACUAUUCGCUGGCCAGUGACAGCGGGGUCUUUGAGCCUCUACUCAAAAGGAAUGAAGAUACCGAAGAGGCUGUGCACGGCGACACCUGCAGUCACGAAGAGCCCCAGAUCCAUGUGGGAUUUUUGCACGAUAGUGCCAGCGAAAGUCUCCUCGUGAACGUGCUCCAGCUGAAGAACUUUGCCGGGAUGGCUGUGAAGGAAGACUGCAAAAUACACAUCCGCGUCUAUUUGCCACCACUCGACUCCAGCACACCCAACACUUACUGCUCUAAGGCACUAGAAUUCCAAGCCCCGUUGAUAUUUAAUGAAGUUUUCAGAAUCCCCAUGCAUUCGAGCAUGUCGACGUUGAAGUCGCUUCAAUUAUACGUGUGCUCAGUGAAUCAUAAGCUGCAGGAAGAGCUUUUGGGCAUUGCACAGAUUAACUUGGCCGACUACGAAAGUUCCAGCGAGAUGCAGCUGCGCUGGUAUUCGGUGCAGAUCUUCACCAGCUCGGAGCCGCAGCAGGCGAGGGAGAGCGAGCAUGCGGGAGAGGCCUCCGGCUCACACGCCCCUGCGUGCUCGCUCUCGGGUCAGACGGAUGCGGUGACGGUGCUCUUGGCCAGAACCACGGCCCAGCUGCAGGCGGUGGAGCGAGAGCUGGCGGAGGAGAGGGUCAAGCUGGACUACACUGAGGAGGAGAUCCUGGAGCUGGAGCGGAAGGAGGACCAGGCGGAGGCGGCCUCCGAGAGGAGUUGGCAGGCCAACUCAGUGGACAGUGGCUGUAGCAACUGCACCCAGACUAGCCCCCUGUACCCGGAGCCCUGCUGCAUGGGCGUCGAGUCCUUCCACGGACACACACUUGCUGGACAGAUGGACCCCCAGAGCCCCGAGCAGCGCCAGCUCCCUCCUCUUAAGGUGGAUAAAGAGACCAACACAGAAGAUCUCUUCCCGGAAGAAGUGGCAAGUCUUCCGAAGGAAAGGCCCAGCCGCAGGCCCCGCGGGGCCCCCUUCGUCCGGAGCAGCACAAUCGUCCGUUCGCAGACGUUCUCACCUGGAGCACAAAGCCAGUAUGUUUGCAGGCUUUAUCGUAGUGACAGCGACAGUUCAACACUGCCCCGGAAAUCCCCCUUUGUCCGGAAUACUUUGGAAAGACAAACCCUUCGCUAUAAGCAGUCCUGUAGGUCUUCCCUGGCCAAGCUCAUGGCCCGCACCUCCCUGGACCUGGAGCUGGAUCUCCAGGCGUCUCGGACACGGCAGAGGCAGCUCAACGAGGAGAUAUGCACCCUCCGGGAACUGAGGCAGCGCUUGGAGGACGCCCAGCUCCGGGGCCAGACCGACCUUCCCCACUGGGUGCUUCGGGACAAGCGAUUCCGAAAUCUGCUGAAGGAAGCAGAGAGGCAGACAAGACAGACCAAACUUGACUACCAGCAAGAACAGGUGGCUGAGAAGAUGCUGAAGAAAGCCUCCAGAGAAAUCUACCAGCUGCGGGGGCAGAGCCACAAGGAACCCAUCCAAGUGCACACCUUCAGGGAGAAGAUGGCCUUUUUCACCAGACCAAGGGUUAACAUACCUGCUCUGCCAGCUGACAACGUUUGAUGUACUGCAUUGUACACAUGAAGUAUUUAUCUGCCUAUUUUAUUUUCAUGAAGUUCUUAGACUAGCUAAAUUUAUCUUUAAAACGUUUGUGCAAAGCUAAUAAUAUACACAUUUUGUAAAAAAAAAAAAAAACAAAACACAUAUAUCUAUACAUAUAUAUUUUAUAAUAGUGACGGCAACAGGGCUUGGUUUUUCCUUGUUGUGAAAUUGGCAUCUCUGGAGACAGGUUAUUUUAUAACAGAUCAACUAUCAUGUUAAGAGUGUACAGUUUUUAUGCUGUUUUUAUUUGACUUAAAGGCUGGAAGACAGAAACGAAGUGAGUUCAGACAAAUUCACUGUAUUGUAAUUUAUUUAUAGUACAUUUUUUUUCCUUGAAGGAAAAUACUGACUUUAAGAUGUAUUUUAAGACUGAAAAUUUUGUUCUUUGGUGCGUGUCAUGCAGUAGAAUGGGACUUUGGGGCGGUUUCGUUUCUGACACCUGAAAUGAAAACACCACGUGCUCAAUUUGUCACUCGUAUCGGUUUCUCGGAUGUGCAUUUAUCCUGUAUACUGUCUGCCUUCGCUCUCUGUGCAUCAUGUUAAAAUAGCUGCCUUGCUGUCAUUGCAACGCAAAUGCCACGUAUGCGUGUGGCAGAGCUCAGCCUCAUCUUUGUACUGUGCGCUAAGAGCUUCUCGCUUCUGUGUUGCCUUGUAAUACAUCGUGGCGUGCUCGCCGUGAGCCAGAAGCCGGCGACAGAGCUCAGCCUCCGGGGUUGGUGGGCUGGCCGCGCUGGCCACACUUGCCGAGUGAUGCCCAGCUCACCUUCUACGUCCGCACCAUCUCCCUGUAACACACCAGGAAAGUGGUGGUGGUGGAACUCCUACUCGACUGUUAUUUCAUAAAGGAAAGUGAAAGGGAAUGAGGAACGCGUGUUUUCAGUGAAACUGCUGAUGAAUAUGGCAGUUAAAACAUCAACAUGACAACCUUUGAAAAUGCUGUUUUGUGGAGGGAAGGAUAUGUGGGUAACUAGGAUUACCCCAUGAGUCAUUUAUGGCAUUGUAUUUGAUUUAAAUCACAAUAUCCCCCUUAUACUGGCCUCUGCUCAAUCUUUUCUCCAGAAAUCUUAUAGUUAGCUCAUAAGGAGAAAAAAAAAUUGUUUUCAUGUAACAAAAAUAUACCAUUAUUCUUUUAAAAUGCCAAAGGAUAUAAGUAUUUUGCCUAUUAUAUAUUUGUGAUCUAAGAACUGCACUCUUCUUUAUUAGAGGCCUUGCAUGAGAAAACAAAGUGGAUCGCACGAAACGUAAAAGAAAGCCUCACACUCUUCCUUUCUAUUUCUUCCCCUCCGUUUGAAUCGGGGUCUGUCACUUCUCAUUCAUCUGUAACUUCCCCCUCAUGUAACCAGCCUUCCUGUUUACAUUUAUGGAAAAUGAAUUUUGUAAAAGCAUUUCAUUGACACAUGACUUGUCACGGACAAUGGCAUUUGUCGGUGGUGGUGAGACCGGGCACCACAUGCUUCUCACAGUUGGCCUCUCUUGCUAGGCAUUUCUCACUUGAGUCUCCCUUUUUUUUUUUCUUUUGCAUCUCUUUUUUGGCCGAUUCUUCUAUAAACAUACCCACAACAGAGGUAGAGACCAACCCACAAAGCAGCCGUCCUCACCGGAACUGCCAGGCAGCAGGCAGCCUGGCAACCACUCUCUACACCCGGCUGCUGAAGCUUCCGACAUCGACAAAGAGUUGCCUGGUGCUGGACUCCAGGGUCUGGGGAGGGCUGAUGGUUCUGGCUCAUGCACAUGGCUCGCUUGAAGCGUGGAGAGUUCCUGGGAUGCGUGGCCCGUGCACUUCUUAUAGCAGAUGCCGCACGUAGCUCUCUCUACUUUCCUGCCAAACCACAUUAAGUAGCAAUAGCGGGGGAAACCCACUGUGCCAAUACAGAAAGCCCCCAAGCAAGUGUUUUUAAAUGAAUUCCACUGCCCUGGUUAAUACAGAUAUCCUCUUGGAGUGGUCAUCUCCCCGUCUCCCCACCCGGAGAGUUGUUUUGUGUUGUUCUUUUUUUAAUUCCCACCUUUGUCCCACGAAAAACAAAUGCAGCCCCCGCUUUGAUGUCAGACCGGUGAACACUUGUGUUUGCCCUUUCCCUGCUCUGCCCGGCGUGUUUGCUUUCACAGCUGAACGGGACUGGGACCAUGAUAAGAAAGGGAAAUCAAGACCAAGGAAGGAGGCUGAGUUGAUCGGGUCCGUGCUGCCUGUGGAUGGCCCCCCUCGGCUGCUCUCCGUCCGUGCUGCCAAGGGCAGGCGGGCAGUGGGACAGGCCGUAGCACAAAGCACCAGAGUUUGCUUCUCACUUGUGGCUGGGUUUUGCAGCUUCCCACUAGUUAAAACUGCCCCCUCCCACCCCCGAAAGUCUCACACAUCAGAAAAGUGGAGUCCUAAUGUCGAAGGGUGUUUUUGAUCUUAUGUUUGAAUCUGUUCAUGUACUGUGCUUUCUGAUGAAGAUAACUCUGCCGUGCUUUAUCAGCAAUUGUAGUCAGAAAAUGAUCUGAAUUCUGCCAUCAAGGUUCCUUAAGAACAGGACUGUGAGUAAAAGGGAAUUGGGUUUUCACUUCUUCCAAUUACUGAAUUGUUAAGCUUUGGUCGAUAAUUCCAGAAACAGAUCUUCUGUUGUGGGAAUAAGUUAUAAUCAGUAUUCAUCUCUUUGUUGUGUCACUGUUAUAAUUGUGUCAUUUGUAUUGUUUGUAUCGUUUGAAAGUAUUUCUUCUAUAAAAUUAAACUAACCUGCCUUAAGAA
Choloepus didactylus (southern two-toed sloth) is the source of this 6551-nucleotide messenger RNA. It is a transcript of the gene WWC3, whose product is annotated as WWC family member 3. Gene Ontology annotation, biological process: regulation of DNA-templated transcription; regulation of hippo signaling; cell migration. The record is from RefSeq and is a predicted model, not a curated record. Lineage: Eukaryota; Metazoa; Chordata; Mammalia; Pilosa; Megalonychidae. Gene Ontology annotation, molecular function: kinase binding; molecular adaptor activity. Bases 158 to 3787 code for a protein of 1209 amino acids. The transcript has 23 exons. Gene Ontology annotation, cellular component: cytoplasm.